Penicillium bovifimosum is the source of this 1293-nucleotide messenger RNA. RefSeq lists its product as uncharacterized. Bases 1 to 1293 code for a protein of 430 amino acids. Lineage: Eukaryota; Fungi; Ascomycota; Eurotiomycetes; Eurotiales; Aspergillaceae. The transcript has a single exon. The record is from RefSeq and is a predicted model, not a curated record.
AUGAAACUGUUGAAAGGCAGCAAAUCGUGUAAUUCCCAUGACUCUGACUCUUUCCAAGGAUCACACCUGCUCCCAAACGGGUUAGAGCUCGAUGUUAAAGAAGCUCCCUGGUACACCAGCUGGCUCAAAGCUCAAUCAACUAAAAUCCCAUCGCAAACAUUCAACAUUUUCCACGCGAACCACGAACAUUGCACCUUUCAAUCGCACUGGGACCUCUUCACUCGCACAUUCCUCUGUGUGGCGGAACUCGCCAUCCAAGAUAGCACUAUCACCAUCGAUGGGAUAAUUGGGAACCUCCUCGGUGAGGAUAUUUUGGAUUCUGAGACGUUGGAGGAGAAUCUCAACUAUGCUCGCUACUUUGUCUUCUGCCUUUUGGCCUACCAAACCAUGCUCUACUCUCCUGUUCUGGAUCUAACUUUCAAAACACCGCAAUUAUGCAUCACCGAAGAUCUCGGUUGCUGCAACUAUACGCACGCAUCUCUAACACAAGAUGUCGCAAACUGUGCUCAUGAGCCCAUUAGUGAGCUUCUCAUGGGCUUUGGCGUUCUUCUGCCAUCCAGGAACCUCUGUCUAGACGACGAUCAAAGUAUCCAUCACGCUUUCCAACAGCAGACGGAAGUUGGUGCUAAAACAUUCAACGCAUACGCACUCCAUUAUAUUGCCGGUAUCAAAGUCAAAUGGACCGAUGCAUUAUCCUGCCAUUUGGAAUUCAACUCAGCCACGAAGGAGAUGUCCCUUUUCCGCUUCCCUUCCUUCUGCCAAUUUUCCCUGGCAAACUAUGACCAGGGAAAGGGUAGAGGCGUGCUACACGCUUGUGCAACGACAAGCCGUCUCCGAUGUCAAUGGGCAACAGAGACGGAUAUCAACCAGUUUCUACUCGAAGUCCUUCUCUCUUACCGAUUGUUGUUUGGUCAGACCAAGAAAUCCCGAUCAUUGUUUCGGUCUAUGGAGCCGUUUCUCCGCACGGAACAGAACACGAGGGAUUCGCUCUUGUUCAGUUUGUGUGGCAUGCGUUCGCUGAAUAUGUUCUUGCUGGACCUACUACGAGACUGGAAUAUGGUGGAAAAGGAGAAAUACUACCUACCAAAUGACUUUCCCAUCUUACGGUAUCGCAUUGUCGUUUUACAAAGGUAUUUGUCUGCUUCGGGGCCACGGACUUGGCUUCAGUUGUGGAGGGAUAAUAGGAACUCGGCCAAUUGGAUGACAUUUUGGGCGGUGAUCAUAUUUGGCGCAUUUGGUUCGCUCAUGGCGCUCUUGCAGGUGAUUUUGCAGUCUGUCCAGUUGUUCGUGUGA